AUAAAUAGUAAUAAAUAGUACAAGAUAUAUUUAUAAAAACUUAUCAAUUAAAUAUUCUUAACUUGAUAACAAUCUCUCAGAUAAACUUUUCGUAAUUUCUUGACCAAUUUUAUUACCAAUAUUAUGCAAGCGUUAAAUCUGUUUACGACUUGAAAUAUUAGAUUUUUAAAUAAGACAUUUUUAACUUUGAUUAGGUAAGCAUAACACAUGUGAAUUAUGUUUCCAUUAUUCCCAUUAAUCACAUAUGAACUAGCAAAUUUGGUACCAACGUGUACCAGACAAUUAUUAGUACCGGGAGCCAUUCAUACUUCCGAAGUAACCCGCUCCUGUGCCAACCGGUUGCCAUGGAAACCAAUAAUAAACACUGCUAGAUUAUGUUACUAACAGAAGUUCGUUCCGAUGAUUUUCCAAUGUAUGACGAGACUGUAGAAGUGGAUGCCAACGAAAUUGAUAGCCCUUCUGAAGACGAGAUGUCCAAGUUCAACCCACCAGUACGGCGAGACAUAACUUUGAUUCUGAUUCCGCCAGUGAAGACACGCCACAGAAGUUUGACUUCUCAAAGGACGAUCAGGUAUGUGGUGUAUUUUGGCAAAGUUUUCUUUAUUGCUAUAAUCUUGCAUUACUCUGUUCAAUGGACUUUGUAAGAAAGGAUGUCAUAUUUUCAACUUUCAAGCUACAUAUAUUAUGCUUAAGUAACAUAUAUUAUUCAGACUAAGUUUCAUUAACGGAUCUCAAGGCAAAAUAUAAAAUACCAUCCGUAUCACCUCCAAGUCCGUCGUUCCACAACUGACCGUUUUCUAAUGCAGUUUUUGCCGCGCACCACCUUUAUGUGGAACCAGCUGCGCACUGAAGUAUUUCCGAACCAAUUCGACUUAGAGGAAGGAGAAGGAUAACAGUAGUCAGGCCAACAAGUGUUCAAUAUUACUUUUUGUGUAAUUCCAAUGAACCAUAUUCACUAUGAGCAAGAAUCUCAUAAUUAACUCUGUAUUACAAUGUCUUCAUUAUUUAAGAUUAUUUUGAUACAGAGUUCGCUAGUUUCGACUUGAAUUUUAUUCUAAACGUGUUUCAAAUCGUUCCAAAACAAGUGAUCCUGUUUAUUUUAAGAUCAAUGAUAAUGUUUCAGUCGCCGGAUCGAAGUUGAAGCAUUCGGAUAAGGAUAACAAUACAAAAGCUAAAAAUAACGACCUCUCCCGGCAGUCCAGUCGUCCAGCACGAUUCUUUUAAUUCCGCAUCGAUACCGGAGGUAGACGAUCAAUUCACAUUAGCCGAAGCGAGGUGCGAUGAUUUAAAAGAAAAAAUUGAUACCGUCAAAGGUCUUAAAAGAAGGCGAAAACUUAAAAAACGGAGCAUGACACGCGUUAGCGACCAGACAGUCGCCGGCGAACAUAUUCCCUUUAUAAGUGUUCGGACUCAGCCAAAAAAAAUUUUGAUGGUUACAGAGGUGUCCCCGCAGGCUGCUAGGUUGAGAAGACUGGAAUUGCCGGCUAAUCCUACCCGUGGCUAUUUAGAUCCAGCUAUGGUCGAACAGCACGAAAUGGUUGGACAGGUGCGGGGUUACAACCAGAUGUUUCGUCAACCACAGCGACCUCAAGUAAGUUCAGCGGGAAAAUCUCCGAAAUCAAGACCGAUGUCCCGAGGUCAUCCUGAAGGAGAUGCUAUGUAUGAGAUUGAUUCAUCAACCGGCAAAUGUGAGGCUCAAGAGGUGGCCUGCGGUGAUGAUGAAGUGAUCCAAGAUAACUCUGACCAUAAUGACAGUCAGCACUACUACGAUCAUUUUCCCGGGAACAUAACGGUCAAGAAGAAAAAAGGCGAAACAAAAAAGGUGUAUGGUGCUCGUCGACGUACUAAAGAACCCGUUAAAGAUAUUAAUCAAAAUCAGUGGGCAUACGGUCCGGACGCCACAGUAUCAGCGCGAAAUCGCCGACAAGUGCCAAUUCAGCAAAGCACAGGGGUGAGUCAAGAAGAGGAGAGACCUGUUGUGGAACUCUUUAACAAGAGCCGUGGAAGCACCUCGCCGGAGUCGUGGCAACGACAUCCGUUUCAAAAGACUGUUGUACCUGACUAUGAGAAAAAGAGAGCUCGUGGAGACGGUAAUGAUGAAGUUGGGAGUAAAUCUCCAGACCGACGAAAUCUGCCCGAGCAGCAAUCUGAAGAUAACAGAACUGAAGAUGGGAAAACUGAAAAUAUUCCAAAAAAGAAAAAGCCUGUCCAUCGCCGUGUUAAUUACCGCGGUCACCACUAUGAGAUGCCGACGGUUGCAUCUCAGAUGAAGCAAGCUGGUAUGCGGUGCUACUAUGAGCAGCGUUGUACCUCGAAUAUACCGUUUGUUGUCAGCAAGAGCACGGCGCCCUCACAUAACAUUGGUGUUAACAUUCAGCAGGUCCUGAAUGGUAUGAAAAUUCAACAGCCGGUCUCAGGAAUUCCUUUUACUAUGGCUCAUCAUAUGGGGUUGGGCUACAUAUCAUCAACUGCACCGAGAAGCACAGUUCUAUCAUUGGAUCAUCAAGAGAUGAAUGCUCUUCGAGUUGGGAGGCGUUUGGUCCGGCUACCUUCAUAUAAAAGGAUGGUAAUGCCCUACAACCGUCUUCUGCACAUGUACAGUGAAGGGGAUGGUAUGGUGCCACGUUUUCUGCGUGCAAUGAGUCGACCCAACUACAUUUAUACUUCAAUGUAUAACAGUCUAUCGAGGAACAGAGAUGACGCAACAUCCAAGGGCCAUAGUGAGAGUCACGAGGCAAAGCAAAGUUUGGCAAUAUACGCGAAAUUAUACAGAGAGUAUGAAAGAAUAUGCAAAAGUCUCGAAGACAGGAAUGAUCCGGACCUAGACAGCCGUAAGCAACAGCUGAUGAGGGAACUAACUGCGCGCGCGGAUCAGAUUGGGAAGGUCGUGGACGAGCAGGAGAAACUAAUCGAUCCACUUCUGAAAGCAUCUGCAUCAAACGAAGAUGGGCGUUAGUGCAUAUUGUUGUUAUUUUUCUAAAUUAAAAGUAGUAUUGUCAACCCUAUGACAGAUUUUAAUUCUGCGCUUAUAAUGCAAGCUUAAAUUGUACCUAUGGCUGCUAUGAGAAAAAACAUACAUAAGGAGUCUUAAGUAAUGGGUUGAUUGAUCGGAACACCCUACGUUCAUAGCGGCCAUUCAAAUUGACAUAUAUUAUUGAAUUAAUAGGUGUAGCUAAGAAAAUAGCGGAAAGGGUUAUUUUUGAUUUGGUAUUUUUUUGUUGGUUUCAAGCUGUGUUGAAACAUGACUAAGGAAAAAUUAUUGAAAUUACAUGACAGAUGUUGUAUAAAAUAGAUACUAAAGAAUUUUAGAAAUCCACAUUUUAUAAAUUAAAAAUCACACAUAAGCCAUCUGCAAGAGCCCUUCUUGAUAUUUUUAUUGUUUUUAAUGAAAACUGUGCAAGCUUUGUAUAAGUUGUAAAAUUUUAAUCUAAAUAAAGUACUUGUGUAAUUUU
Pieris napi is the source of this 3452-nucleotide messenger RNA. RefSeq lists its product as uncharacterized. The record is from RefSeq and is a predicted model, not a curated record. Bases 1349 to 2956 code for a protein of 535 amino acids. The transcript is spliced from 17 exons. Lineage: Eukaryota; Metazoa; Arthropoda; Insecta; Lepidoptera; Pieridae.